GAAAGAUGGUGACCAAAUUAACACCUCUGCAACAGGAGCUGUUGAACGCCCUGGUUGGGUCUGGGAUCUCCAAGCAGACCCUGGUUGAAGCUCUCCGUGAACUCGAUGCCUACCAACCGGUCAAGGGCGAUGAAGGCCAGUGCUCGACCAUCAGCAUGCUCCCCAACGAGGGCACCAAAGCCGAGCUGCUGCCGGUCUCAGGCAACGGCCAGCACCCGGCCAAGCUCUCCGGCGACGAGAGCUCAGAAGACGGCGACGACGACUACGACACCCCGGCGAUACUGAAAGAAGUUGACAACCUCAGCCCCGAAGAAGCGGCCCAGCAAAGAUCAAUAGUAGAACACCUCCUACAGGAGGACCCGUGGAGGGCGGCGAAGAUGAUCAAGUGUUACAUGCAACAGCACAACAUCCCGCAGCGCGAGGUGGUGGACACGACCGGCCUGAACCAGUCCCACCUGUCCCAGCACCUGAACAAGGGAACGCCCAUGAAAAACCAGAAACGGGCCGCGCUCUACAGCUGGUAUGUGCGCAAGCAGAGGGAGAUCGUGCAGCAGUUCAGCCAACCUACACAGAAGAUGGGACAAAAUGUGGGUGGGAACAGACAGCAGCUGUUUCUCUUUGCAGACUUCAACAACUCAGCCCAGGGAACAUCGGGGGAAGAACUCGUCGAAGAGCCAGCCAGCAAGAAGAUGAGAAGAAACAGGUUCAAGUGGGGGCCUGCUUCACAGCAGAUAUUAUUUCAGGCCUAUGAGCGACAGAAGAACCCGAGCAAGGAGGAGCGAGAGGCCUUGGUUGAAGAGUGCAACAGAGCGGAGUGUAUACAGCGAGGGGUCUCGCCAUCCCAGGCCCACGGGCUGGGCUCGAACCUCGUCACUGAGGUGCGGGUCUACAACUGGUUUGCCAAUCGACGGAAGGAAGAAGCUUUCCGGCACAAGCUGGCGAUGGACGCCUACGGCCCUCAGCAAACGCACGCAGUGACCCCCUUGACACUCCACAACAACUUACCCCUCCAACCAAGCGCUUUGUCACCCAACAGGUUACACGGAGUGAGAUAUGGGCAGCAAACGUCCAAUGACAUCGUGCCUCAAUCUGUCAGUCACCACGGCAACAGCACCCUGGUGACAACUCACACGAUCCUCCAACCUGUUUCACCUCCGGGACUGGAACCCAGCUCCAGUCUGUUGACCACCGACACCAAACUGAUCGCGACGUCGGGUGGAACGCUCCCUCCUGUCAGCACGUUGACCGCCCUGCAUGGGCUGCAUCACAACCCGCACACUGUGGCCCAACAGACCCAGAACCUCAUCAUGGCUUCCUUACCAAGUGUCAUGACCAUUGCACCCAGCGACUCAACCUGCCUCUCGCCAGCACUGGCUAACGGAGGGGCUUCGGCACUGGUCAUUGGUCUCGCCACAACUCAGGCCCAGAAUGUUCCGGUUAUUAACAGCGUGGGCAGCAGCCUGACGACCCUUCAGCCCCUCCAGAUUCCCCAGCAACUGCAUGCCCACCACCAGCAGCCUCUCAUGCACCAGGUGCAAGGACACAUGGCCCAGAGCUCAUUCAUGGCUACAAUGGCACAACUGCAAAACCCACACGCUGUUUACAGUCACAAGCCAGAACUGUCGCAGUACCACACCAGCCUCUUCCCACAGACCAUGGUCUUUACGGACGCCAGCAAUCUCAGCAGCCUGACCGGCCUUCCCAUGGCAAAGCAGGUCCUCACGCUUAAUUCAGAAAUCCAGCCAGAAAACCAGAUCCACACAUCCGUGCAACAACUGCCACUUCAGAGCCUCGAUGGUUCCAUUCAACACAUCCACCGGGUUUCCUCUAAUCCUGCGAUUACCACAGUCUCUUCAGGGAGCCUCGUGAUGUACCAAAACACUCAGUCAGUAGACGGUCACACCCACUUGUUAUCGCCCGGCCAAAGCAGCAUCGAAACCUUCAUCCCACACCAGGUGGUCUCCACCGCUCCGUAACCGUGCCAACACGAAGCAGAAGCAGAAGCAGACUUCCUUGGAUAAUACAGCGGGAUCCAACCAAUCUUCAGCUGUGUGACCGACAGUCUUCUAGCAAACAUCGCACGCAGAUUGUACCUGCAUAUUAUUUUUGUCUAAAGAAUUACUUUAUUAUCGAGGGCUGUUUUGAGAGUUGUUGUUGUGCAAUAAUUUUUAAUGAAAAUCCUCAAAUUGUGUGUCUAAUAAUUCAAGAGCUACAUAAGGUGGAAAGAGAUUGACACAGGCAUGGAUGUGGUGGGGAGGGGAGAGAACUACAGGCCAGAUCCUCCCAUUGUUUAAUGCUCGAGUGAUAUUUAGCAGUCAAACCUGCAUUUUGUGCUGCCAUUUUAUUCACAUAGAUUUUAUAAUGUGAACUUAAUUUAAGCAAUGAUUUUUGACAAACCUCUUCACAUCAAACAUAUAUAUUUUUUUCCUUUUGAUUAUAAAAAUAUAAAAAAAUAUUUAACUCACCAAAUUGUGACAUUGCAGCUCACAUUGUAAACGUUAGCGGUUCACUUAAAAAUUGCAAUAUAUACAGUAUUAAAGUACAUCUUCUUUGUA
This is a messenger RNA of Amblyraja radiata (thorny skate), 2555 nucleotides long. RefSeq names its product hepatocyte nuclear factor 1-alpha. Gene Ontology annotation, molecular function: DNA-binding transcription factor activity, RNA polymerase II-specific; RNA polymerase II cis-regulatory region sequence-specific DNA binding. The record is from RefSeq and is a predicted model, not a curated record. The transcript is spliced from 10 exons. Gene Ontology annotation, biological process: insulin secretion; positive regulation of DNA-templated transcription; pancreas development. Bases 6 to 1976 code for a protein of 656 amino acids. NCBI's taxonomy places the organism in Eukaryota, Metazoa, Chordata, Chondrichthyes, Rajiformes, Rajidae. Gene Ontology annotation, cellular component: nucleus.